UCUGAACCCACAGACACUUAGAUCUUUUUAUUUUCUCUUUCAUUCUCAUUUUCACCCUACUAAUAUGGAAAGCUCGAUUACACUUUGACUUUGUCCCUCCCUCCUCUUUUGGCAUUCGAUAUAUACUUACCCCCACAAAGGCAAUUUCCAACUCUCCUCUGUACUUCAUUGCAUUAACCACGGGAGACAAUAUCAUCUACAAAACAUCAAUUAAUGGGUGAAUUUGGAGUUCAACCAUCCUCAUUCUCUUCCAAUUACACAAACAACAUGGUGUUGGACACGUCAAACAAGUCAAAAACAGAGGAACCAGAAGAGAAACGCUGGACAAAGCGAACAAGAGAUCAGUAUUCUAACUGUACUGAAAACAGAGCAUACCCAGUUUAUAGAGGAGUUCGAAUGCGAAGUUGGGGCAAGUGGGUGUCUGAAAUUCGGCAACCUCGUAAGAAAUCUCGUAUUUGGCUCGGUACUUAUCCUACUCCAGAAAUGGCUGCAAGAGCACAUGAUGUUGCCGCGCUUAGUAUUAAAGGAGAAUCAGCCAUUCUUAACUUCCCUCAACUUGUUGAGUCACUUCCUCGUCCAGCUUCAGUUUCACCUACAGAUGUUCAAGCUGCUGCUGCAAAAGCAGCUGCAAUGGACGAUGUCCUAAAUUCUGUAUCUUCUUCAUCUUCGUCUUCGUCUUCAGUAUCAGAAGAACUGCUAGGCCAGAUUACAGAGCUACCGAGUUUGGAGGGGGCUUUUGACUCGGACGAGUUGAAGUUGAGUGACUCGGCUGAUGGGUGGGUAUAUCCGCCAUCGCCGUGGGGGGCAUUCGACGGCGAAUUUUAUAGCUAUUCAUUUGAGCAGACUGCCAUUGGAGAGAGUUUAAUAUCUACCACAGAUUGGAGAUGCUGAAAUGGGCUUGAAUCUUGAUAGUGUUGAUCAAGUGUGGCCAUCAUAGCUUUUUUUACUUUUUUCAUUAUUUUUUUUGUUGUGAGUGAAAAAAGAGUUUCUUUGCCUUGGGAUGAUAUGGUAUGCUUUGUUCAUAAUCAUAAUCAUAAUUCUUCUUCUUACA
Molecule: messenger RNA, 1051 nt
Organism: Nicotiana attenuata
Lineage: Eukaryota; Viridiplantae; Streptophyta; Magnoliopsida; Solanales; Solanaceae
Product: dehydration-responsive element-binding protein 3-like
Exons: 1
Coding region: 214-891 (225 amino acids)
Biological process (GO): regulation of DNA-templated transcription
Molecular function (GO): DNA-binding transcription factor activity; DNA binding
Source: RefSeq, a predicted model, not a curated record